AUGAUCGCCACAUGGAAUGCGGUGCUCAAUGAGACCGCAAGGCACUUUAGCAAGGCGCACCAGGGCACCACAGCCAUGGUGUUUGAUGCCUACUCCUGGCUGACAAAUGUUUUUGACCACGCCGCUGAUUUUGGCAUCACUAACACAACCUCCUUCUGCCCUGAGUAUGGAAACUGGGACAUCGAUACCAACUACGCCGCGUAUGUGCCCUCUAGCCCAACCCUGAUGGCAAGAGCUGACUGA
This is a messenger RNA of Aspergillus udagawae, 243 nucleotides long. RefSeq lists its product as uncharacterized. The transcript has a single exon. NCBI's taxonomy places the organism in Eukaryota, Fungi, Ascomycota, Eurotiomycetes, Eurotiales, Aspergillaceae. The record is from RefSeq and is a predicted model, not a curated record. Bases 1 to 243 code for a protein of 80 amino acids.